Messenger RNA from Pelobates cultripes (western spadefoot toad), 312 nucleotides. Lineage: Eukaryota; Metazoa; Chordata; Amphibia; Anura; Pelobatidae. The record is from the annotation of a GenBank genome assembly.
ACAUUCCGGGCUUUUACACUUUUCCCCUUCAUCUAUUCUGAUGAAGGUGUUAGAGAAACUUUGCAGGGACAGGGUGCCCAACCUGGUUUUAGUGUACCCCAUUUGGACCUUCAGACUAUGGUACCCCCUGAUCCAACCUCUAAUCAGGGGACCAUUAGGCUGGACCACGGAUUGCUUCCUAGGGACCACGGAUCUCUUAACCAAGCUCCCCCAACUUGUGUGGAUAGCAGCCCUGGUAGGCUUUUAAUGCGUCCUCUUCUGUCUGACCGGGUUUUAGACAUCGUUAAUUCUUCAUUACAGCGCAGGACCGGG